GCGCAGUGGCGUGUCCUCCUGCUCCCUCCUCCACUGGCGAGUGGAAGAAACGGUUGAGGGUCCGGCGGAGGCCAGAAAAGGCCUCCGUUGAUAACUGGGGGGCUAGUGGUAGUUCAGUACGGGAGGUUAAUCAUUGUAUUACAGAGAGUAGUGUUAUACAGUUGUAUAGUACACAGGGAAAACUCUUACAUUGUUGCAAUAGAGAGAGAAGUCAUACUUUGGAGUGCAAUAUAAGGGGAGGUAAAAUACAGCGUGAUGAUAUUUUGGGAAGUAUAGCACACAGGUCUAAUACACAUAGUAAUGCGAUAGAGGAUCCAGGUAUAGAGAGAGGUGUAAUGCAAAGUUCUAUUACUCAGGGUUGUAUUAGAGAGGAAAGUUUAAUACAGAGGUGCAGUACAAAGGGAGAGGUAAUUAGGUGUGGUGAUGCAGAAAGAACUAUUCUGCAGGGUCCCAGUACAUUCAGUGGAGCAGUGCAGACUUCACAUAUAGAAAGAUGUGUAUUACAGGGGUCUAAUACCGAGAGAGUAAGAAUAGAGGGUACAAUACAGGAGUGCAAUACGGAAAUAACACAGAUACAGUUGUGUAAUGCAGAAGGAGGGGUGUCUGGGAGUACAGAACAGUCUAAAAUAAAUGGAGGUGUUAUAUCAGAGCACAAUUCAGGAAGAGGGUUAAUACAACAAAACUAUAUAGUUAAUACAGUACAGAAUAUACAGCAGUGUAAUAUAAAGGAAGGUGUAUUGCAGAGGGUAAAUGGGUAUAAUGCAGAAGAGGCAGUGUUAAGAAGUACAGUACAGAAAAUACAGCAUUAUAAUAUUGAAAAAAGGGUAUUGCCAACCACAGUACAUGAGUAUAUUGCAAUAGGAAGUGCAGGGCAGGGUAUAAAGGGGUGUAGUUCAGAGAGAGGAGUGUCAAACAAAGUUCACAGUAUACCUUUAAGAAAAGGAACCACCUCUUCUCCAGCCAGUGAAGUGACACAGAGCGUCUCACUGGAACAAGAUUUAGAGGAUGUUAGUGCAUCGCUGAGUGUAAAAGAGGAGACUACUACAGAUAUAUUACCUGGUACAACACAACAGAUACCAACAUACAGAGCUGGCACAGUCCCUUGUACUGGCACAGGACCAAUCACCCCAGCUCCUGAGAUGAGACUGGAUGUUCAAGGAGUGGGGAUCAGAAGGGAUAUGUCCAGAGGAAGAGGCUCGGAGGCAAGCAUGCCUGGGAAGGAGAAAAUAUGGGCUGAGGACUCAGGGAAAGACAGCUUGGUCACUCAAAGAGACAAUAACACAAUUCUGGAGCAACAGAGAGAAAGUCUGAGUAGCAUAGAUGGGUGCACUGUUCAAUGUAAGAAGACUGAAAUUACUGAGAGAGACAUAAAGGGACUAAUGGUGCAUGAGAGAGAUCACGUGUGGAAUAAAGAGAUGGCAGAACAUACCCAAAAAGAUAGUUCAUGGAGGCAGGACUCCCUGCAUAGCGAAUGCACAUCAGUGUGUAAGAUGACCAAAGAAUGUGACAUUCAGAAAUGCUGUAGAAAAUCUACAGAUGAGAGGACUGCUAAGUUAGAUAGCUGUGGUAUGGGUUUGAGUAAGAGAGACUGCUCAGUAACAUCAAGAGUAGAUAACCAAUUGAGACUAUCUGAUACCAUUCAUGACCCCAAUAAGGAACAGUUAAUUGGAGAUUUGGGGGUUUCAUGCUUAAAACUGACUGUAACACCAGCUGACACAGAAGCUGUCCUGGUGGCCACUUCUAGAAGAGAUUGUCCUUUGUUGAGGAGUGGACCUCCACACAUUGAGUUUAGGCUGCUGCCAGGACGGGAGAGUCAGGCACCAGUUGAAGUAGCCCCUGACACCUAUAAUUAUUCUAUUCCUCGGUUAAUUGUCACCCGCGAUCAUAGCCCCAACCGCUGCCUUACUGUUUCUCCCUCUCUGAAUCCUGAGACAAUUUGUGGCUUGGAUAUACCCCAAUCUGGCGAAGCAGAAUCUCCCUGUUCAGACAGUGGUUGUGGAGGGUCUCCUGUCCCUUCCAUCCUCCUGCGUAAGCUUUCCAGCUCUUCUGGCCUUUCCUCUGCAUCGUCCUUUGAAGAGUCAGAGGAUGACUUUGUGGGCAGCGAUGUAGAACCUAAUGGACAGCACUUGCAUCUCUUGGUCUGCAGUCCAGAUGACCCAAUCUCUGCUAACCGGUCCUGGAAGAAGCUAAAGACCAUGGUCCACUGGUCACCAUUUGUGGUGUCCUUCAAGAAACAAUAUCCAUGGAUUCAGCUUGCUGGGCAUGCAGGUAAUUUUAAGGCUGGCGAAUACGGCAAGAUUUUAAAAAAGUUUUGUGAGUGUGAGCAGCAAUGCCUCGAGUGGCUCAACCGCGAUUGCCUGCGAGAAUUUGUCCCUGGGUACUAUGGCGUGGUAGAGAAAGAUGGUGAAACCUACAACCAGAUGGAAGACCUCCUCUCAGCAUUUGAUUCGCCUUCUAUCAUGGACUGCAAAAUGGGAGUCAGGACAUAUUUGGAAGAAGAGCUGGUAAAAGCACGGGAAAAACCCAAGCUCCGGAGAGACAUGUAUGAGAAGAUGAUUUCCGUAGACCCCGAAGCCCCCAAUGAGGAGGAACACAAGCAGAAAGCCGUCUUAAAACCACGAUACAUGCAAUGGCGAGAAUCGCUCAGCUCUACAGCAACACUAGGCUUCCGGAUAGAAGGAAUAAAGAGAGCAGACGGCACGUGUGAUAUGAAUUUCAAGAAGACAAAACAUCGGGAGCAGAUAAUGAGGGCGCUGGAAGGCUUUGUUGAAGGGAAUAAAAAUAUUUUGAGAAAUUACGUAACCAGAUUGAAAGAACUUCGCAACUUGCUGGAAAAGUCAGAGUUUUUCAGAUGUCACGAGGUGGUCGGCAGCUCACUCCUGUUUGUCCAUGACUCUUCAGAGCUGGCCAAAGUUUGGAUGAUCGACUUUGGAAAAACUGUACAGCUACCUUGCAAGCAGACACUAAACCAUCGGUCUCCAUGGGUGGAAGGGAACCGGGAGGAUGGAUACCUCUGGGGGCUGGACAACCUCAUUAAAAUAUUUGAAGACCUGGUGCAGGACUGAGGAGAUGCAACUUAAAAAAACUAUUGCGACUUUGUACUUGCUCCCAUAAUGCACUGCGCCAAAGGGCAUACUGGAACACCCUUAUUUGUUCUGCUUGUUGUCACAUUUGGCCUAUAAAAGGCUACUAGCAGAUGACAUCCAAAUUCACGCCCGAUGGAAUUCACUCUACAGAAUAAUCUCAUUUUUAACUGAAUGUCAUUUUAAGCUGUUAUAUAAUUAUUUUAUUUAAGUUUGUAUAUUCUUUGAGAACACUGGAAAUAUUGUACAUAGAUUUUAAAGCUAUAUUGUUAGCAAGUUUAUCUCUUCUUUUUUUAAUGUAUAUAUUAUUUUUUAGUAUUGCAAUUUUAAAACGAUUGGAUUUGUGGUGUUUUUUUUAUAUAUAUAUUUUUUAAUGCACUCCACCUUAAUAAGGUGGACAUUUUCUAUUUUGUUCCAAUGACCUCUUGAGGAACCGCAACAAUUUUUUUUAAAAUUAUUUGUUAACCAAAGUAAAUGGGACUGGCAAGAAAUGUCAGUUAAAAUGCUUCUCGCGGAGCUUAAAUGUGCCUACUGGUUAUUGUAACUCAGCAGUAGUAUUUUAUUUUCAACAUUAAUCUCCAAGCAUGGUCAUAGUUAAAAGUGUUUGGGGGGUCAAAUUCUGUCUCGUUAUCAAAAUAAUGUAAACUGAUUAACGUUCUCUCCAAUGUGUUUUAUACCCUUAUGUUUACUACUGCAUAAAAUUACACUACCACUGUUAUCCUUUUGAAAUAAUUAUCUAUAUUUCUUAAGUAUUUAAAGAAUAUAAUAAAUGUUCCAUUUUGUCUUAUUUUAAAGGGAUACUAAACCUAAUUUCUCCUGUUAAGUGUAGUCAGUCCACGGGUCAUCAUUACUUAUGGGAUAUUAACUCCUCCCCAACAGGAAGUGCAAGAGGAUCACCCAAGCAGAGCUGCUAUAUAGCUCCUCCCCUCUACGUCACACCCAGUCAUUCUCUUGCACCCAACUAAUAGAUAGGAUGUGUGAGAGGACUUUUUCCAAAUUUUACAAAUUUGACACUUUUGCUUCUUCGGAGGCUGUUUUUGGGAGAAAGGUUCUUCAGGCAGUGGUUCCUUCCGUAUAGAGAUCCUGCCUGUCCCUCCCGUCAUCCGUAUACUUAGCUUUGGUAUUGGUAUCCCAUAAGUAAUGAUGACCCGUGGACUGACUACACUACAGGAGAAAGGAAUUUAUCAGGUAAGCAUAAAUUAUGUUUUUUUUCUUUAAUGAUUCCGAUAGAGCAUGCAAUUUUAAGCAACAUUCUAAUUUACUCCUAUGAUCAAUUUUUCUAAGUUAUCUUGCUAUCUUUAAUUAAAAAGCAGGAAUGUAAAGCUUAGGUUCAGCACCCUGGAUAGCGCUUGCUGAUUGGUGGCUAUAUUUAGUCACCAAUAAGCAAGCGUAACCCAGGUUCUGAACCAAAAAUGGUCCGGCUCCUAAGCUUUACAUUCCUGCUUUUUGACUAAAGAUGGCAAGAGAACGAAGAAAUUAGAAAGUUGCUUAAAAUUGCAUGUUCUAUCUGAAUCAUUACAGAAAAAAAUUAGGUUUAUUAUCCCUUUAACUUUCUUCUGCAUCCUGAACUAUGUUUGCUGUUCGCCUCCCUAUUACAGCUAGCUAAAUCACAUGGUACAGUUUCAAGAUUGAAAGGGGGCAGAACCAACAUUGGGUCCCAGAACUGCACUUUUAUACAAUAUGGUGCAUGUUGAAGGAAGUUUAAAUAAGACAAUUUGUUACUGUGAAAUGACAAUCAAAAUAACAGUAUUCCCUAUAAAUAAACAGAUAUAGUGAUGCAGCAUUAAAGGGUAUAUGGCCGUAUAUGAUUAAGAAACAUAAUACAAUGGGGCAUCAAUUAAUAACACUAUUAACCCUUACAUAUAUUACAUGUAAACCAAAAUUAGGAUUUUGUUUAUGCAGAAUAAGUGAUUUUUGUAUCUAAAUCUCUAGCAUUAAUUGUAAAAUAAGUGAAACUUUCAGGUAUGUGUGGUUUAUAAACUACACAUUACUAAACACUGUGUAAGUAAUAGUGUUAAUAGAAACAAGAUAUUAAUCACUUUCUUGCGCAUCCUGGUCAUAUUGACUAUUUAGCCAAGAAGCUUUAAGGCCGUAGAAGUCUGACGUUGGGAACUUCACAUUCUAGCUUGUACAUAGUUGUGGUAACAAAGUUAAAUGACCAUAUUUUAUUACUUUUAGUAUUUUUUUGUAAUACUAAAACGACUAUGGUUUUCUGGAUAUAAUGUAAUAUUUUUUUAUGGUGUGCGUGAAGAUCCAACACUUAACUGGAAAAUAGCGUUUAUCCCCUUGGUUAAAGCACAUUGUGUUAUGGCAAAGAAAGAGUUAACUGUCUUAUUACCAACAUAAAAAGGUCGGCUGAAAAACUGAUUUUCAAAUUUAACUAAGAACCCAACAAACUGAUCAAGCACAGGAGCCAACCAAAAAAAAUAAAAAAGAUGGAGCCUAGCAAGUUUUUGUAUAUGGAAUGAUCUAAGUAAUUAGGCAAUUAACUCCAUGGCUUUGUCAAUUCCUCAUUUAACCCCUUCACACCCUUAGGACGUUCAAUGCCGUCCUAACUGUGCUGGGCUUUAGCGUCGUUAGGACGGCAUGGAACAUCCUAGCCGCUUGGCUGUCCUGGAGCCAUAGCGGCUUGGUAAAUGGAAUUGCAGGCUGGAGGGCGUGCCUAGAGUCAUAGGCACUCCUACCUGACACAAUCCCAUCAUUUAACCCCUUGAGUGCUAAUGACAGCUCUGAGCCGUCACAGAGUUUCCCACUCUGGUGCUAAUGACGGCUCAGAGCCGUCACUAGCACUCUCCCAACUUGAGGGAGAUCUGGGGGCUCCCACCCGUUCCUACCCCAGCGAUCGGUGCUGUAUAAUGACAGGCAUCGCCAGGGCUUCCCGUUUUGCGUGGUGACGUCACACGCAAUAACGUGAUGACGUCACUGCGCAACUUUAUUUAACAUUAACAAUGUUAAAUAUAAGAGCAGGGGGCAUGCUGCUUAGAAGCCUGUAUCUCAGGCAUCUAAGCAGCUACAGACCCCCAAGACCCACCAUUGGAAAGGUAAUCACCUAACCUUUCCAACAGUGUAAGUCUUGGGGAUCUGAAAUAAAUAAAAUAAAAAAGUAAAAAAACCCUUUAAAAAACCUUAGCACCCUGGUGGGAAAGUGCUUAGCACUCAAAGGGUUAAAUCACACGAUCGCAUGGCCUAUCGCGUGAUUUCAAUUUUUACUUAUUUGUUUACAUCGGGUGUAGACAAAUAAGUCCCAGCGGGAAAGGGUUAACUUACUUAGACUGGAAGAAGAUAAAUAUUUGGGUACUGAUGCAAAUUUUCCUAUUAUGGUGAGAUGGAAGACCUUUUGCAGUGUUAAAGGGACGGUAAUCAAUUCUUGCUUUUGUAUAACCUGCAAAAAGUAAAUGGUGUAACCUGCAAACAGCAUGUUUAGGCAAUUUGCAGCAGUUUGAAAACUGGUUACAGAGUUUACUUUUUGGCCUCUCUACACUCUGUGCAAACUUUAUACUAAAGCAACACGUGUUUAAAGGGAUAGGAAACCCAAAAUAAUUAUUUUGUGAUUCAGACAAAGCAUACCGUUUUAAAGAAAGUUUCCAAUUUACUUCUAUUAUCUGAUUUUUUUAUUGUAACUCUUUGUUGAAUACAUGGCAGGAAACAGUGCUGCCAUCUAGUGCUCUUGCAAAUGGAUAGCAUUCUUACAAAACUGCUGCCAUAUAGUGCGCCAGACACGUGCACACUCCUGGGCUUAUGUCCCUGCUUUCUUUCCAAUGGCAUGAAGAGUCCAAGAUUCAAUUACUAGUGGGAAAUCAACUCCUGGCCACCAGGAGGAGGCAAAGACACCCCAGCAAAGCUUAAGUAUCCCUCCCACUUCCCAUACUCCCCAGUCAUUCUUUGCCUCUGUACAAGGAGGAAGCGAAGAUAGUGCUGUGAAGAAAAAUUGAACUAAGUCCUUUAAUAAGUAACUUCCCUUCAAGUAGGACUGGGGUAAUGCUGUGUCCAUGUAAGAGUUUUGGUAGCUGUUAGAGGUCGCAGGGAGGGUUCUCUAUUACAAUAAAUACCAAGAGUAUAAUGAAAAUGUUUAAAAUUGCAUGUUCUAUCUGAAUCUUAAUAUAAAAAUAAUGGGUUUCAUGUCCCUUUAAUGUUCUUUUAUCUCUGGCAGUAAAUAUUUUGAUGGUCGUAUCGUAUUUGAAAGCAGAAAUGGUCAUUUCUGGCGUUAUGUUUUUAAUACAGAUAAACAUACUUUAGGUCUCUAAAACAGGUUUUCUGUUAUCCUCCGCCAUUCCAACAAUGUAUUUUCUUGCUGUUCUUAGAGCAAUAAUAUUUCAUAUGGAUAAUAAAACGAAAUCCAUUUUUGUUAACAUAUAUAUUGUUUUGGAUUUGCCCUGUUAUAUAUAUUUUUAUAAUAAAAAAAAAGGAAAACAAA
Bombina bombina (fire-bellied toad) is the source of this 7497-nucleotide messenger RNA. RefSeq names its product inositol-trisphosphate 3-kinase C (gene ITPKC). Gene Ontology annotation, biological process: inositol phosphate biosynthetic process. The record is from RefSeq and is a predicted model, not a curated record. Gene Ontology annotation, cellular component: cytoplasm; nucleus. NCBI's taxonomy places the organism in Eukaryota, Metazoa, Chordata, Amphibia, Anura, Bombinatoridae. Gene Ontology annotation, molecular function: inositol-1,4,5-trisphosphate 3-kinase activity; inositol tetrakisphosphate kinase activity. The transcript has 7 exons. The coding region runs from base 336 to 3065 and encodes 909 amino acids.